AUGCAUUUCCUUUCUACUGCCGUGGUCCUUGGUGCCUCAUUGGUAUCGAAGUCACACGCAGCAAUCGGUCCUGAUUGUAUCAAUGGUCCCUUAAGUACCAAUGCGAUUUGCGAUGUCAAUGCGUCUCCUCACGAGAGGGCAGCGGCUCUAGUUGCAGCUAUGGAGUCGCAAGAAAAGCUGGAUAACCUCGUCAGUAAAUCCAAGGGUGUGCCAAGAUUAGGUCUUCCAGCGUAUAACUGGUGGGGCGAAGCUCUUCACGGUGUAGCUGGAGCGCCAGGAAUCAAAUUCGUCGAACCUUAUAAAAACGCUACUUCGUUUCCUAUGCCGAUCCUUAUGUCGGCGGCUUUUGAUGAUGAUCUUAUUUUCAAAAUUGCCAACAUCAUCGGGAACGAGGCUCGAGCGUUCGGAAAUGGUGGAGUCGCUCCUGUGGACUAUUGGACCCCUGACAUCAAUCCCGUUCGCGAUAUACGAUGGGGCCGAGCCAGUGAAUCCCCCGGAGAGGACAUUCGACGAGUCAAAGGGUACACCAAGGCUCUCCUUGCUGGUCUCGAGGGCGAUCAAGCUCAAAGGAAGAUCAUUGCAACAUGUAAACACUAUGUCGGUUACGACAUGGAAGCUUGGGGAGGAUACGAUAGACACAACUUCAGCGCCAAAAUCACCAUGCAAGACCUCGCAGAGUACUAUAUGCCGCCAUUCCAGCAAUGUGCGCGUGAUUCGAAGGUCGGGUCAUUCAUGUGCAGCUACAAUGCAGUCAACGGCGUUCCAACAUGCGCUGACACCUACGUUCUUCAAACCAUUCUGAGGGACCACUGGAACUGGACGGAUAGCAAUAACUACAUUACUAGUGAUUGUGAAGCCGUUGCAGAUAUCUCUGAGAACCACAAAUACGUCGAAACCCUUGCGCAAGGCACCGCACUUGCUUUUGCCAAGGGCAUGGAUAUCAGUUGUGAAUACAGUGGAUCAUCAGAUAUCCCAGGAGCUUGGGCACAAGGUCUUCUGAAUCUUUCCGUCAUCGACACAGCAUUGACUCGACAAUAUGAAGGCCUAGUCCAUGCCGGUUACUUUGACGGCGCGAAGGCGACUUACGCAAACUUGAGUUAUAAAGACAUCAACACGCCUGAAGCGCGAGAACUAUCCCUGCAAGUUACCUCUGAAGGCUUGGUCAUGCUGAAGAACGACCACACACUUCCCUUACCUCUCACGAAGGGAUCCAAAGUGGCCAUGAUUGGUUUCUGGGCGAACGACUCUUCCAAACUUCAGGGAAUCUACAGCGGUCCACCUCCUUACCGGCACUCCCCAGUAUUUGCUGGUGAACAAAUGGGAUUAGAUAUGGCCAUAGCCUGGGGUCCGAUGAUUCAGAACUCAAGUGUGCCCGACAACUGGACCACCAACGCACUCGAUGCGGCUGAGAAAUCCGACUAUAUUCUCUACUUUGGUGGUCAAGACUGGACAGUGGCGCAAGAAGGCUACGAUCGCACUACAAUCAGUUUUCCUCAAGUGCAAAUUGACCUUCUUACCAAACUAGCUAAACUUAGCAAGCCGCUUGUGGUCGUCACACUUGGUGAUAUGACUGAUCACUCCCCUCUCUUGGACAUGGAAGGCGUCAACUCAAUCAUCUGGGCGAAUUGGCCUGGCCAAGAUGGUGGUCCAGCAAUACUAAACGUCAUUUCCGGUGUGCAUGCCCCUGCAGGUCGUUUGCCAAUAACGGAAUACCCGGCAGAUUAUAUCAAGCUCUCUAUGCUUGACAUGAACUUGCGACCGCAUGCCGAAAGCCCCGGUCGUACUUAUCGCUGGUUCAAUGAGUCCGUCCAGCCAUUCGGUUUCGGUCUACACUACACCACUUUUGAGGCCAGUUUUGCUAGCGAAGAAGAUCUCACCUACGAUAUCCAGGAAAUCCUGGAUGACUGCACACAGCAGUACAAGGAUUUGUGUGAGGUUGUACCAUUGGAGGUCACCGUAGCAAACAAGGGUAACCGAACAUCGGAUUUCGUCGCUCUCGCUUUCAUCAAGGGCGAAGUUGGACCUAAGCCAUACCCACUGAAGACUCUUAUUACAUAUGGGAGGCUCAGAGACAUCCAUGGGGGCGCGAAGAAGUCAGCGUCGCUUCCGCUUACACUUGGAGAAUUGGCUAGAGUGGAUCAAUCAGGCAACACCGUUAUCUAUCCCGGCGAAUACACACUGCUCCUCGACGAGCCUACCCAGGCUGAGUUGAAGUUGACUAUUACGGGUGAAGAGACGAUUCUGGACAAAUGGCCUCAGCCACCAAACGGAGGCAAUCGGACCAUGUUUUGA
Molecule: messenger RNA, 2292 nt
Organism: Bipolaris oryzae ATCC 44560
Lineage: Eukaryota; Fungi; Ascomycota; Dothideomycetes; Pleosporales; Pleosporaceae
Product: glycoside hydrolase family 3 protein
Exons: 2
Coding region: 1-2292 (763 amino acids)
Biological process (GO): xylan catabolic process; arabinan catabolic process
Cellular component (GO): plant-type cell wall
Molecular function (GO): xylan 1,4-beta-xylosidase activity; alpha-L-arabinofuranosidase activity
Source: RefSeq, a predicted model, not a curated record